Molecule: messenger RNA, 807 nt
Organism: Cryptosporidium muris RN66
Lineage: Eukaryota; Apicomplexa; Conoidasida; Eucoccidiorida; Cryptosporidiidae
Exons: 1
Coding region: 1-807 (268 amino acids)
Source: RefSeq, a predicted model, not a curated record
AUGAAAUCUGAAUUUUUGGUCACUUUAUUACAAUUUAUUCUGAAUGUUGUAUUUGGAGAUGAUUCAGGUAAAUUUGGGUAUUACAAAGAUUUAACUCAACCGAAUAUAAUUAAAAAGCAGGAACUAAACAACAAAGAAUUAAAUACUGGCUAUUAUGAUGAUAGUUAUGGAGGUUAUUCUCAAGAUUUAACUGAAAAGUGGAGUGAACAAAAAAAAAGUAUUGGUGAAGGAUACUGGCAAGUACUCGGAGAAGAAGAGAUCGAGUUACAUAGUUCAAAUGAAAUACAAAAUAUCUCAUAUAAGGGAAUUGAUUUCAUAUCUUCUUUUAAAAAAAAUGUUUCAUCUAGAAAAAUUGCUAAUGUAUCUGAGGUUUGCUCUACAGUACAAGUUAUGUCAUUCUGGCACUUUGUAAACGAUAUAAUUGACUCUAUACAUAAUCAGCUUAAGGGAACUAUUGAAGAUUACAAACAAGUGAAUAAUCAAGGAAUUUACUCUGCUAAUAUUAAUAAUUUUAAGGAAUCACUUGAAGAUACUAAAGAACAAAGUAAAGAUAUUACAACAAGUUCACAGAUGUUUAGUAAUUGUAAAAAAAACCAAGAUAAAUCAGUGAAAAUGAGUAGAACUAAGAAUAACAUAAAUAUGCAAUCAAAAUGGUGUAAUCAAGUACAUAAGAACAAAACAUCUACUAGAAAGAAAGAUAAAUCUGAAUUUAAACAUGAAUGUACUGUUUCAAGUGAACCCAAUGCUCUAAGGAAUUGUGGAUAUUUUGGAAAACAAAGCUACUAUGUACUAUCAAAUACUAAGUAA